Molecule: messenger RNA, 4368 nt
Organism: Peromyscus maniculatus bairdii (prairie deer mouse)
Lineage: Eukaryota; Metazoa; Chordata; Mammalia; Rodentia; Cricetidae
Source: RefSeq, a predicted model, not a curated record
GGUGGGGCAGCCUUAGCCACCCACGGCCUGGAGCCUGGGAGGACGAGGAGCGACGCCAGGCUACCCGCCUCGUCACAACUUGCCCAGACAAGACACGCUUUAUCUUGCACCCUGGAAGAAGAAGGAGCCGGCCUGCCUCUCCCUGCUCGGUUGCUCCUCGCCCUCCGCGAGCCCCGCCUCUGCGCCAGCAGCAAUCCCGGGAUCCGAGGCCCCGGUGACGCCUCGUGGCUUGCAGCGCCCGGCUUUUCGCCCAGGAGCGCGCAGCUGGGGUGCUGGCAAUACAGCGGUGAGCAGCACACCUCUCCUGUUCCUGCUGAUCCCGCCAGCCCAGUGGAUGGAGCCCAGAAUCCACAAACCUGCCAGGAAAGAAAAAACAUUCCCUGCUGGUUGGUCCAAGCAGGGCCUCCCUGGUGGAUUGAGGAAUGCCUGGCUUUUCCUCAGCUCCUUGAUCUCCGAGGUGUUAACCACUGGCAGCCUCCAGAGGACCCCCACAAUGAGAAGCCUGGGGUCUGCAGGUCACUGCUAGAUUUUUAAAGAAUGCAGCACGGACACAAAUUUGUAAGGUACCUGGGCGCAUGCUGAACGCGCGUGGGCGGACACGCCCUGUGCUCCAGGUCGGGGCUGGGCGCUGCCAUAGCAACGUCCUGGACGCCCAGAUCUUAGGCCGCCGCCGCCGCAGCGGGGGUCUGGGCCUUCACCGGCUCACGAGGGGUGUGACGGCGGCGGCGGCCCCAAGGCGGCCCGGACCAGGUAGACUACACUGCCCCGCCCCUCCAGCGCAAGCCUAGGCGGCGGACUGGCUUGCAAGCAUGCCCUUCCAGAAGCACGUCUACUACCCUCUGGCCAACAGCCCCGAGGGGCCCGACGCCUCUGCCGCAGGCGCGGCCCCCAUGGCCUUUGUCCCCCCCAGAGCGGCCUCGGGCCCCCUGCCCUUCUUCCAGUUCCGGCCGCGACUGGAGAGCGUGGACUGGAGGCGGCUGAGCGCCAUCGACGUGGACAAGGUGGCCGGCGCUGUGGAUGUCCUGACACUGCAGGAGAACAUCAUGAACAUCACCUUCUGCAAGCUGGAGGACGAGAAGUGCCCACACUGCCAGUCAGGGGUAGACCCAGUGCUGCUGAAGCUGAUCCGCCUGGCGCAGCUCACCAUCGAAUACCUAAUGCAUUCGCAGGAGUUCCUCACCUCACAGCUAAGCCUAGUGGAGGAGAGGCUGCGCCUGAGCCUGAUCGACUACGAGCAGAGCAAGCAGCUGCUCAACAAACAGGCUAGCGAGAUCAAGCUUCUGAAGGACGAGUGUAAACGCAGGAAGAAGAUGCUGUCCACGCAGCAACUGAUGAUAGAGGCCAAAGCCAGCUAUUACCAGUGCCAUUUCUGUGACAAGGCCUUUAUGAACCAAGCUUUCCUGCAAAGCCACAUUCAACGCCGCCACACUUCAGAGCCUCACCUUGAGUAUAAUACAAAGGCCCAGACCGACAGACUCCAGAAGGAGAUCGACAUGUUGAAGGAACAGCUGCAACUCACCAGAUCUCAGCUAGAGUCUGCCCAGCAUGCCCACGCAGUCCGGUUCUCUAAGGAAUAUGAAAUGCAGAAAAUGAAGGAAGACGACUUUCUGAAGUUAUUUGAUAGAUGGAAGGAAGAAGAAAAGGAGAAGUUACUGGAUGAAAUGGAAAAGGUUAAGGAGAUGUUCAUGAAGGAGUUUAAAGACUUAACUUCUAAGAACUCAGCAUUAGAAUAUGUGAGUAUCUAUCUUAGAAGUUCUCAUGGUAUUAUUGCUUUGAGAUACAGUGUUAAUCAGGGUGUCCUUCGAAUCCUCUUCCGAGGUGCCAGUGAGUGGUCGUUGGGUUUCAUAGGUACCCAGCGAAAAGCAAGCUCCGGUGUGGAGCAAGUUUCUGCUGCAUUACUGUUACAGACAGAUCACUUGUCUUCUCUCCUCCAGGCAAACAAGUGGUCAGAUCGAUUUCAGGUUCUCAACGAGGAACACAGCAGGGAGAAGGGACAGCUCCUGUCCAAUAUCGAGAAGCUUCGAACCUCAAUGAUGGACGAUCUAAGUGCAGAUAAUAUUUUCUACAAGAGGCGGAUAGAAGAGCUAGGCCAGAAAGUGCAGGAGCAGAAUGAGCUGAUCCUCAGCCAGAGGCAGCAGAUUAGAGAAUUUACCAGUAAACCAUACAUCAGUGUUGGUGAGCUGAAAGGGAAUUCUCUAACCUGGCAAGCAUUGGACUCUAGAUCAGCUGGCCCUGCUGCACCCAUGAGCGCCUCAGCCACACAGACUCUGGAUGGCCCACCCAGCCUGACCAUGGUACAUGGAACAGAGCAGGCCUUCUCAUCACACGUCCUGGAGCCGAUAGAAGAACUUUCUUCAGAGGAAGAAAAAGGACGAGAAAAUGAACAGAAAUUAAAUAAGAAGACGUAUUUAAGGAAGACUUUGAAAAGCAGCUCCUCCUCUAAGGGGCUGAGGACGAACUUGGAGAAGGAGCUGGGAAGGAAACUGAGGAGCUUUGGGAUUAACGCAGAUAUACACGGUAUUCCAUGUGAAGUCUUGAAUAGUUCACUUAAAGCCAUGCAGUUAGCCAGACAUGAUCUAGCAAAACAAAUGCCUGACAUUCAGCAAAUUCGAGAAUCCCUUGAACAUCAGCUCAUCUGUAAAAUGGAGGAGAAAGUGUCGCUGUCUUCGGAUAGGCACAAUAUCCCUCCCAUGACCACCUUCCCAGCGGAAGAAGUACCCAAAGCCACCCAACUCCCCCCGCAAAGCAGACCAUUGGUCAGACAGAGGACUGUGUUUACUGAUAAGGUGGCUGUCCCAAAAUUUAAGAAAAAUACCAAAGAAAAUCAUUUUCUCAGAAAGUUUUCAUCUACCAGGACGCCUCCCUUCAGCUCAGAGGAGGAGCUUGAUGAAGAGGACUUCAUCCAGGCAUACGUAUCCUCAGACUUGCUGACCCUACAGCCAUCUAAAAAUACCAUGGGUAACUUCGGAAAGAGCUCUGUCAAAAGUGACCCGGACUGGACAGGGGGAAGCGAGAUGGAGGACUCAGAUGUCUCCCCAAGGCCCACAGGAACCUCCAUUCAGAUCCAAACUGACACUGUUGAGAACAUGGUCUCACAGCAGGGAAUUGGGGAUAAACCAGUUACUGGGGUAAACACUGUUGAGACAUUCGUCAGAAAGGAAGGACCGCAAGAGUUAAAGUGCGCAGAUGUAGAUGCUGAUGAUUGGGACAUAUCAUCCUUAGAGGAAGAUAAAUCUUUGGAGAAAAAGAUAGAGCAGAGGGAACCUCCACCUGUGAAGAGAGAUCUAAAUUCCAGUCACGUGCCAAGGGCCUGGGGCCCAGUGAACCCUCGGGAAUUCAAGGAAGAAGGACUUCAAGAAAACGAAUCGAGCACACUGAAAAGCAGCUUGGUAACGGUGACUGACUGGAGUGACGAUUUGGAUGUGUAACAAGUCCGCGUCAGAGAACUGUUCCAGCAGCAUUUCGGCCAGCAGCCUAUUGGCUCCUAACGCUCCCUCCUGUUUCCCACCUACCAAGGAAGCCCAUUCAGAGCAAGGGCGUCUCUAACAACUCGGAACACAGUACUGAAAUCUGUCAGCUGGCCCACUGUGUAGAAACAGGAUGUCCUUCAGUCAUAAAAAGUGUUUUCUUCACAACGGUACUCUAGUGUUAAAUGUAUUUUUUUUUUCAACUAACUUUUAAGUGUUUUUUUUUUUUUUGACUGAUAGUAGGCUUUAGUUUGAGUUAUUGUAGCUUUUUAAAAUACGUAUGUACUGUCACAUUGGUAGUUUUUAUGUUAUAAAAUUCUGUUAAGUCUCUUCAAAACUGAAUUAGUGAUGUCAGUGACUUUGGUUGUUUUCCAUCUAGAAAUAAGUCUAGACCGGUGACAAUUAGCUAGGCCAUGAUAAACGCAUUCUCCUCAAGUUCCUCUGUCCCACUGAGCUGUGAGGCCCUGUUAGCAUGUCGUUACUGACCAGUUCUUUUGUGCACUGUAGUCUUUAGCUUGGAUAUUUUAUGAAUAAUGUGCAACUGUUCUAAAUGCCAAUUGAUUUUUAUGAGAUGAUCAUUAGAAAAAGAUGAGCCAUUCCCGAGUCACACAUGUGUGUAGUUCCUCUGUUUUUCAGUACUCAGCCCAUUAUAAAAUACCUCAGAACUAAUUUAUAUUCUUGAACAAUGAUCUCGGCAAUGAUCAGAAAAUUUAUAUAUAAACUGUUCGUUUUUCCGUUUCUUUUUAAAUUUUUUUCCCUUUUUUUAAAAAGUAGUUUUUAUACUUUGUGGUACUAUUAGGACUCUAUCUCAAAAAAAGAAAAGGUAACAUUUUAAUAGCUUGUGAUUUGGGGUCUCCUGUCAUCCGUCAACAAUGCCAGUAAAGUCCUCCAUUACACCCUG